AAGCAAUGUGUUUGUUAUUGGAUCAUCAUUCUGACACUUCUUUUGUCCUGUUUUGCACGGCCUUCACUCAAGUGAGUGCUUGGUUGCCAUGGUGUCUGCGACUCUGGAGCUGGUGGGCUUCUUCUUGGGUGUGCUGGGCCUACUUGGCAGCAUCGUGGCCACGGUGCUCCCCUUCUGGGAGGUCUCGGUGAACAUCGGCUCCAAGAUGAUGACAAUGACGACGACCGGGGGCAGCACGAAGGGCCUAUGGAUGCAAUGUGUCCACAAGCUGACCGGGGCCUUUCAUUGCGAGACGUACAACUCCAUACUGAUGUUGUCCUCUGACCACCAGGUGUCCCGGGUCCUCAUGGUGGUCUCCCUGGUGCUGUCCAUGCUGGGCCUGGUCGUCGUCGUCCUGGGUAUGCAGAGCACCAUCUGCCUGGAGGGCCCAGUGGAGCUCAAGAAACGGGUGACGGGCGUGGGCGGGUGCAUCUUCAUCAUCGCAGGCCUCAUGACGCUUGUGCCCGUCUCUUGUACAGCCAACAAGGUGAUCCAGACAUUCUACAAUCUUGACGUUGACGUGCUUCCCGCACCCAAGUUCGAGCUGGGCCACUGUAUCUACUUGGGCAUGGUCUCGGCUUUGUUCUCCAUCCUGGGUGGCAGCGUGCUGGCUUUGUCCUUCUACCAGGGGCAAUGGUGUGGAAGACAUCGCGGCAGCUACCCAUACACGGUGGACGGUGCCGACGUGGCGGUGGUGCAAAACCCCAACGUCCUGCAAAUGGGAAGCAUCGGCGAUAGCAGGAUCUACAGGGGAAUCCAAGUGAAACCCAUAAGGGUAGGAUAUGACUUCACAGGAUAUGUGUGAUAUUACGGAAGCGUAUUGCAUUCACUUGGAUUAAAAAAAAAACCACCUGUUUUUCUGAGUAAUUUUUUUGAGGGCUUUGUUUUUCUGACUAUUUUUUUCUGUUUUUCUGACAAAUUUUUUUCCACCUGUUUUUCUGACUAUUUUUUUUCUGGUUUUCGGACAAAUAUUUUUCCACCUGUUUUUCUGACUAAUUUUUUUGUGAGUUAUCGGGACACAUCGAACUCACGCGAGAACCUGCGAACUGCAAGUGACUCUUUGCGGACUCAUUAAUGGCGGAUUAUUGCUCGCACACCUUCAACCUGCCCAUACGCGUUUACCUUACCGGUUCAAUUAAGGUAAGUCACAUAAUGAGUAACACAUAUUGUAUGAUACUCUAAAUAGUUUGGUUUUAGACUGCAUACUAUUCUUCUAAUGUAAGACAAUAUUUACUAUAUGGUUUUAUGUAGCAAGCAAAUCGAACGUCUCCUCGGCAUGAUUUCAGUAAGGUAACAGUAACUAUGUUUAGCUGAUGCUGUUCAUUGCUCGUCCUUGACUUGACAACGUGCUUUUCAUCAUAACGUUAGUAUACAAUAACAUUACGCUUCCGUAAGUAAACGAGACAUUCGUUGUAACGAUAGUUUAUAUACCAAGUAUACACUUAACACUACAGAGGCAUAGUGACAGUGUUAAAUGUUUAACAUGGGGCACGUAAGCGUGUAAACAACACAGAACGUUGCCAGUAGACUAUUGAAAUACUGUUUACAACAACAACAAAACUGAUAAAAGCCCACAUUGAGCUGCUGAGUUUAGUCUUUUGCACUAUUAAGAGUGCCGUAAUGUUAUUAUUUUUGACAAUUAAAUAAGUCUCCGGAAGCUGAUGAGAUUUCUGACUGGGUCGGAUGGUACCUGUGUAAAAGAAAUUCAAAUCACUUUCACCUCUUUGGAAGGGCUAGCAGGGCGGCCAAUUGCCCAUACUUGUGGCCCAACUGUGGAGCUGCCAUCAAUUUACAGUAGCUAUCCUGAGCUUCGAGGUGAAAUGGAGGCAAUAUUGUCCAGCAACACUCAUGCAGUGGACAUAGCAUAAGUGUAAGUGACUGAUGUUCACAUACACAUUUUUCUGUUCCCCAUUCAGCCAGCUAUGAUUGUUUAGACUGUGAAUGUGGGCCAUAGCAUAUAAGGAGAAUAUUUUCUUAGCUUAGGGUCUGUGUAAGUAAUGCAAGAAACAAUAACUCACACAAGCACAGAUUGAUUGAAAAUGUUCUUUCUACCCUAUCAACAAUUCACUUUUGUCAUCAGUCUAGGAUGGGAAUGUUUGUACGUGAGAAACACCAUUGUAUUUUUGCUGUUAAAUUACAAUAGAAUUUGAAUCUCUACCUCAUGUCAAAUGUUAAUACGACAGUGUUUGUGAGUCUGGUACAUGGUGGUUUGGGAUUUUUUGUUUGUUUUGCAAACAAGAUGAUGUGUUACCUGUUUAGUCAUGUAGUUCAAGAGUCCUGCUCUGUGAGACAUGAUAUGUUUCCACCUGCCAUCUUUAAAUUGGACAUGUUUCUUUUCCAUGCUUGCAUUGUUAAAUGUUACGGGUAUCAAAUAUGUGCAAUACAGUAAAAAAUACAGUAGUUGAUCUGAUCUGUUUAUAUGUUUGAGAGAUGACAUGAUAAGCAAAUACUAAUAUUCACCAAAUUUUGUUUCGUCUGUUUUGCUGCAGAUUACACAGACAGCCAAUUCACAAGAGAACACCCCCCCCCCCCCCCCCAAAAAAAAAUCGGGAAGGUAUCAUUCCUUAGUGCUAUAAUAAACAAAAACUAAGUAUCAAAAAAGAGAAAGGUUUCACUGCUCGGUAUCAGCAGAUAUUGUGUAAGAGCUACAUUUGACAUUAAGCAUACACACCAUUAUAGACACAAUGUAUUAGAAACCUUUAUUUAUAAAUGAUGAACACAAUGCACCCAAGAUUCCCCAUGUUUUUUCAUGCGUACAUUGGACGUUUGCUUUUCUGGAAUAGAAAGAUGAUGUACGAGGCACAACGUGGAGAUGUCCAUUUGGAGCAAAUUCACAGUAAUUUACUGUUUUAAUACCCUUUACAGUUAAAUUCAUGGUCUGUAAGGUCGACCAUUUUUGGAGGGUUACAUGAUCCUGUCAUUUGAUCCUGUAGGGCAGGUUGUGAUCAAGAAAUCUGCGCUCGUAUGUAAGCACGUAAGAACAUGUAAAGCUCGAUGGCUUCCUCUGGAGAGGUGGGUGGAUGAAGACUUGUUUUCUGCCAAAAUGGGAAGACUAGUGAUAAAAAUCAGCUCGCACAUUUUCUAUACCAACUGCAGUACAUAUGUUACACUUAACUAGCCAAUAUGUAGUACAAAUCAGCUCCAAUUUAAGCAUGCCUCCUUAAAAAGCCCCACCAGUUCUCUAUUCUUUGGUUGUGAUUGCUCAAUCCAUACAGAUAACAUAUGUGCGAAAAAUUGUCCAGAUGGUUGUGCCUCAAGAACAUCUGCAUUUGCUCAAUAAAGCAGUUCUCGGUGCCAAGGUCCGAACGAAUUCGGGCAGAAGUCCCAUUCUUUGAUGACACCUCAUUAAUAAAGUAUCCAGCAAUUAUCUUCGGGUCACUGUUUGUCGAGUAAGCAUGUAGCCAUAUCACCAUUUGUGAAAAAACAUCUAUUGCACCAUUGAUACAGAUCCCAUAUGGUUUGAGUUUGUCAUAAGAGUCUACAUGCCACAUAAAGUGAGGAGAAGCGGCUCAGAAAAUGGAUGGAUGGCUGGCUUGCUUACUAUUAUUAGCUUGUCAACCAAAAUGCUAACAUUAUCUUACUAAUGUCAGGCCUAAUUAUGAUCCGUGGCUGUGGAGGAAUUCAAGCAAUACUUUGUGGACAAAUACACCUCCAAAUUCAAAUAACUUUUAAAAUAGUAAAAAAAUAUAUAUAUUCUGUGGAAAAAUAUGUCUGAAAAGUCAAACCAUUUGGAAUUCAAUCACAACUUUUUGGAAAAAUGUCUUUGCCUCUAAAAGUAAAAAAAAAAAAAAAAAAAAGAAGAAAAAAAAAGAAAGAAUCCAAUACGUUGUGGACAAACAGGCCUGUAUGUUUUGUGGUAAAAAAUGUCUCAGAAGUCCAACCACUUGGAAUCCAAUAAAUUGUCUGUGGUAAAAAAAAAUCUCAAAUUUCAAAGCAUUUGUAAUUCAACUAAUAUGUUCAGGAUACAUAUGCCUCAAAUUCCAAACAAUUUGGAAUCCAACCAAUAGUUUGUAGAAAAUAGACCUGGAAAGUCAAGUGACUUGGAAUUCAACCAAUAUUUUGCUUCGAGAAUAACGGGUGAGUAAUGCCACUUUAAACAUGUAUGAGCAUGCUACUUGAAACAUGUCUUGUGCAGUAAAAGAAUCACUUUGAAAUUAGAACAAUUGGGACGUGAACCUGCCUCACUCUGGAGGCUGCACUGUACUUCGUAUUGCGAUCUGGAUCUGGAACAAUGAAAAUCUAAUCUAAAUUCCACAAAUUCCAGGACAGUGGGGGACGGGGGCACGGGGGGGGGGGCACAAAGUAAUUGGGACAUUUUCUAAUCCCAUUGCAAUCCCACUCCAAUCCCAUGGUACAGUUUUGGGGGGAGUUGAAGAACACAAAACCUAAAUUUUACUUAACAUCUCCAUCUAGUGUCCAAAAGAACACCUACAAGGCCAAACAAUCUUAUUAUCAUAGUUACAAACGUGUAUUUAAAAAAAAAAAUAAUAAUAAUAAUUUUCAAAUGUUAAUAACGAACUUUAUAUAUAAUCUUUGCAAUUAAAAAAAUCCUCAUUACUUCUGUCACCUAAUUUAUUUUUGAAAACUUCUUUUUGGUUGCAGUAUAUAUAAAAAAAAUCCAUCCAUGUUAAUGCUAAAAUCGAAUUAUAUAUCAUUAAAUUAUAA
This is a messenger RNA of Phycodurus eques (leafy seadragon), 4704 nucleotides long. RefSeq names its product claudin-3-like. The transcript has 2 exons. Gene Ontology annotation, cellular component: plasma membrane; bicellular tight junction. Gene Ontology annotation, molecular function: structural molecule activity. NCBI's taxonomy places the organism in Eukaryota, Metazoa, Chordata, Actinopteri, Syngnathiformes, Syngnathidae. Gene Ontology annotation, biological process: cell adhesion; bicellular tight junction assembly. The coding region runs from base 89 to 844 and encodes 251 amino acids. The record is from RefSeq and is a predicted model, not a curated record.